This is a messenger RNA of Lolium rigidum, 1227 nucleotides long. Its product is annotated as homocysteine S-methyltransferase 2-like. The record is from RefSeq and is a predicted model, not a curated record. The transcript is spliced from 7 exons. Gene Ontology annotation, biological process: S-methylmethionine cycle. Gene Ontology annotation, molecular function: S-adenosylmethionine-homocysteine S-methyltransferase activity; zinc ion binding. Lineage: Eukaryota; Viridiplantae; Streptophyta; Magnoliopsida; Poales; Poaceae. The coding region runs from base 7 to 984 and encodes 325 amino acids.
ACGGACAUGAUGGCGGAGUUCCUGCGCGCGAGCGGCGGCGCGGUGGUGAUGGACGGCGGCCUGGCGACAGAGCUGGAGGCCCACGGGGCCGACCUCAAGGACACACUCUGGAGCGCCAAGUGCCUAUUCACCUGCCCCCACCUCAUCAAGAAGGUUCAUUUAGAGUAUCUUGAAGCUGGGGCGAGCGUUUUGAUGACAGGAUCAUACCAGGCAACGAUUCAGGGCUAUCUUUCUCGGGGAUUUUCCCAGGACGAAAGUGAAUCAUUUCUGAAACUAAGUGUUGAACUAGCAUGUGAAGCACGGGAUACAUAUCUAGGAAAAUGUUCUAAUGGUUCUGAUGAGCCCAAAGAUGGAGCAACACUUAGGCAGCGCCCUAUACUAAUUGCAGCAUCCAUUGGAAGUUAUGGAGCAUAUCUGGCUGAUGGUUCUGAGUAUAGUGGCGACUACGGAAAGGAGGGUAAUUUGGAAUAUCUGAAAAACUUUCAUAGGAGGAGGCUUCAAGUGCUUGCUGAAGCAGGGCCUGAUAUUCUUGUUUUCGAAACUAUUCCAAAUAAAAUUGAGACACAGGCGUAUGUUGAGUUACUAGAAGAGUGUAAUUUACAUAUUCCAGCAUGGUUUGCUUUCCCUUCAAAGGAUGGAAUUAAUGUAGUAAGUGGUGAUUCCCUCACGGAGUGUGUUUCUAUUGCUAAUUCAUGCAAGGAGGUUGGUGCAGUUGGUAUCAAUUGCACUCCGCCCAGAUUUAUUCAUGCAUUAGUCUUAUCCAUCCGAAAGGUUACAAACAAACCAAUAUUGAUAUAUCCUAAUAGUGGUGAGAGCUAUGAUCCUGUAAGGAAGGAAUGGGUGGCUUGCUCAGGUGUUUCAAACGAAGAUUUCGUUUCAUACGUGAGAAAAUGGCACGAGGCUGGAGCCUCCCUUAUAGGGGGUUGCUGUAGAACAAGCCCAGACACGAUAAGAGGCAUAUCAAAGGCUCUGCAUGGACUAUGAUCAAAGGAGACUGCUAGAUUCGACAAUAGUUUUCGGCGCAGUUGCUAACACACUUGAUCUUUCUACUUCUGUCAACUUCUUUAUGUGCCAUGCUUUUUUGAUCUCGAAGAGCUGCUGAAAACAAUGAAAAACUGAUGUCAUGUUCCUCUAUCAUUAGCUUGACGCAAUUUUCUUGUACUGAUGUGAUGAUACAAGGCUAACUGGCGAGAUAGACUACUUUGUUUGCGACUUUCUGUGCUUUAC